UUCCAGCGAGAAGGCUUGUGGCUCGGCCCACUGCUCGGAUCUCUAACUGUCCCCCACCACCUCGGCCCGCUUGGAGUACAGCGCUCCUAGCGACGCGUUAGGAAGUACGAAACUGGCCACACCCCGGCCGUGUUGUUUCGCUUUGAAAUGGCGUGCAUCGGGCAAUCUUGCUGGACGUGCGAGAAACUGAACUGCUUGGACCUAUCUAAGAGCGUCUUCGUCUUGACGCCAAGUCUGCAUUCAAAACCAGAUUUGGAUCCUGCCUGCCAGUUGCAUCCCCUGUGCCAGAAGACUCAACUGCCCAGUGCACUGCAGGUCAAGGGAAGCCACGUCGUUUUGAGCGAAUCCUCACCAGGUCCGACCAUGGCCAACAAAUGCACUGUUUGCGCGAAGGUGUUCCAAAGCUUAUCGGCGCUCAAAAUGCACCUUCGCUCGCACACUGGGGAGAAACCUUUCAAGUGUACGCUGUGCAGCAUGUGCUUCAGUCAGAAGGGCAACCUUCGGAGCCAUGUUCGAACCCACACUGGAGAGAAGCCUUUCAAAUGUGCGCUGUGCAGCAAGAGCUUCAGUCAGAAGGGCCACCUUCAGAGCCAUGUUCGGACCCACACUGGUGAGAAGGCGUUUGAAUGCUCCAUCUGCAAUGUGAAGUUCAGACAUGAAACCCACCUUCGGAACCAUCUUCGAACCCACACUGGUGAGAAGCCUUUUGAAUGCUCUAUCUGUAAUGCGAAGCUUACCCGUGGAACUUCCCUUCGGAGCCAUCUUCGAACCCACACUGGUGAGAAGCCGUUUGAAUGCUCCAUCUGCAAUGUGAAGUUUAGACAUGAAGCCAACCUUCGUCGCCAUCUUCGAACCCACACUGGGGAGAAGCCUUUUGAAUGCUCUUUCUGUAAUGCGAAGCUUACCCGUGGAACUUCCCUUCGGAGCCAUCUUCGAACCCACACUGGAGAGAAGCCGUUGGAAUGCUCCGUCUGCAACGUGAAGUUUAGUCAUGAAGCCAACCUUCGCAGCCACCUCCGAACCCACACUGGGGAGAAGCCGUUUGAAUGCUCCGUCUGCAAUGUGAAGUUUGGUCAUGGAGCCAACCUUCGCAGCCAUCUUCGAACCCACACUGGAGAGAAGCCUUUUGAGUGCUCUGUCUGCCAUGCGAAAUUCAGUGUCAGUAGCAACCUUCGUCGGCAUGUUCGCAACCACAUUGGGGAGGUGGCCUAGUCCCAGACUGGUAUGGUCAUGCGAGUUUUUCCAUUUUCAGAGGUGGUGACAUGCUUUACUUUGUUGAAUUAAUUGAUCUUCUGUGUCCACGUAUGGAUCAUUGUUUUUACUAGUGCAGGAUCUUAUUCCUGACAAUUGUUCAAUCCCCAGAGGAUGGUGCUUGCAGCUGAAAUAAGCUUUGGCAACUCGCUGCAUGUGGACUGAAAUUGGGCAGUUGGCAGCCUCUGCAGUGAAUAUGAAGCACUCCUUUAACUUGUUCAAAGUGGUCCGUUACAUUUCAUGAACUGACAUCACAUUGUCGCAGAAAUAGUCUCUUGAAACUAAGACUGAUUAAAACAAAGAGUAUCGACCCUUAUUUCUCAUUUUGAGCGUGUCAUGACAGAAUCCACCUGCUUCAUAUCUAAGAACUAGAUUUGCUGGUUUUGUAGGAAACAUUUUUAUGUUUCUUAUGUUGUUAGUACUCUGCAAAAACUCCAUCACAAAGGGGGUAAAUACGAUAACGCCUGAGUUUUUUUAAUUAAUUCUCCUACCUCUAAUUUACCUAAAUUAUUUUUCCCUAUUCCAAUUGAUGUCUAAUAUAUUUGUCGUUUUAAUUCAAAAUUCUAGAUUCAAAAUUCUGCGAUGCAACUUUUUUUGGCAGUUUGUAGUCGCUCUCUUAAAUUUGGUUGGUUCGUCAGUGUGAUACCAAUGGCUGCAAGCAGGCUGAUUGUUGUCUGAAUUAAGGCAUGGAAGGCAAGCAUAUUUCGGCUUAUCUGUUAAAUUUAUUUUCUCUGUCGUUUCUCUCAUUUUCUUCGGUUUGGUUUUUUGUUUGGUUUGUUAAGCAAUUAGACCAAGUGCACCGUUAGUCUUCUUGAUUAAAUGUCUGUUCAAGUCUUGUCAUAUUUAUAAAAACCAACAAAUCGCCAA
This is a messenger RNA of Thrips palmi, 2118 nucleotides long. RefSeq names its product gastrula zinc finger protein XlCGF8.2DB-like. Lineage: Eukaryota; Metazoa; Arthropoda; Insecta; Thysanoptera; Thripidae. The coding region runs from base 148 to 1212 and encodes 354 amino acids. Gene Ontology annotation, cellular component: nucleus. The record is from RefSeq and is a predicted model, not a curated record. The transcript has 3 exons.